Tyto alba (common barn owl) is the source of this 6891-nucleotide messenger RNA. RefSeq names its product ring finger protein, LIM domain interacting (gene RLIM). Gene Ontology annotation, cellular component: cytoplasm; nucleoplasm. The transcript has 4 exons. Gene Ontology annotation, molecular function: ubiquitin protein ligase activity. Lineage: Eukaryota; Metazoa; Chordata; Aves; Strigiformes; Tytonidae. The record is from RefSeq and is a predicted model, not a curated record. Gene Ontology annotation, biological process: ubiquitin-dependent protein catabolic process; protein ubiquitination; random inactivation of X chromosome. The coding region runs from base 188 to 1975 and encodes 595 amino acids.
UGGUAACAAUGGAGCAGAAAAUGGCCGCCUGAGGAGGGGAGGGAGGGCGACGCUGUGGCUGCGUGGGGACGGACGGAGCUGGGCGAGCCGGGACCGAGCCCGCUGAGGAGCGGGGAGAGCGGUGGACCGAGAGCUGGGGAGGCGGCGGCGGGCGGCGGCGGCGGGCGGUACUCUUCCACUCUUCAAGAUGGAAAGCUCAGAUUCUAGUGAUAAAGGAAAUAUUGAUCAAUCAGAAGCACAACGUCAGAGUCAGCUAGAUCGGUUAGAUCGAGAAGAAGCUUUCUAUCAGUUUGUAAACAACCUGAGUGAAGAGGACUACAGGCUUAUGCGAGACAAUAAUUUGCUGGGAACACCAGGUGAAAUUACUGAAGAAGAGUUGCUGAGAAGGCUACACCAAGUUAAAGAAGGUCCGCCACAGCAAAACAGUGAUGAGAAUAGAGGUGCAGAGUCUGCAGAAGAUGUUUCAAAUGGAGAUUCUAUAAUAGACUGGCUUAAUUCAGUCCGACAGACUGGAAAUACAACACGAAGUGGGCAACGAGGAAACCAGUCUUGGAGAGCAGUGAGCCGGACUAACCCGAAUAGUGGUGACUUCAGAUUCAGUUUGGAAAUAAAUGUCAACCGUAAUAAUGGGAGCACAAAUCCAGAAACUGAGAAUGAGCCAUCUGUAGAGCCUUCCACCGGGGAGGAUUUGGAAAACAGCCAAAGUGACUCUGAAAUUCCAAGGUCUGAAUCACCAUCUGUAAGGCAGCCCGGAUCAGAAAGGAGCACUUCAGAGGAGCUAACAACUGAGGAAGCUUCCCCUCCUAGAGGGCAGAGGAGAGCGAGAAGUAGGAGUCCAGAACAGCGGAGAACGCGGGCUAGGACUGAUAGAAGUAGGUCACCUAUUAAUCCAGUGAGUGAGACUCCUCGCAGGUCUCAUCACAAUACAUCAUCUCAGACACUUGACCACUCCUCGGUGAAUGAAGCUGAGGGAAGCUCUAGAACUAGGCAGCAUGUGACAUUAAGGCAGCAUACAGUGGGGACUGAGAUGCCAAGUGAAAAUGCAGUUCUGUUUUCAACCCCCGAAACAAGACCUGUGCCUCAAGCAGCGGGCUCUUCAGAAACUAACGGCACCAGUGAGUCCGCAGCACCUGGGCAGAGGCCUCCCACCAUAGUGCUUGAUCUUCAGGUCAGAAGAGUUCGUCCGGGAGAAUAUCGGCAAAGAGACAGCAUAGCCAACAGAACUCGGUCCAGGUCCCAGACCCCUAACAACACCGUCACUUACGAAAGUGAACGGGGAGGGUUUAGGCGCACGUUUUCCCGUUCAGAACGGGCUGGAGUGAGAACUUACGUCAGUACCAUUAGAAUUCCUAUCCGUAGGAUCUUAAACACAGGCUUGAGUGAGACUACAUCAGUUGCUAUCCAGACUAUGCUAAGGCAGAUAAUGACAGGCUUCGGAGAGCUGAGUUACUUUAUGUAUAGUGAUAGCGAUGCAGAUCCUAGUGGCCCAACUCCAAAUCAGAACAUGGAUGCUCCUGAGCCACAGAACGGAGCUGGUGGUACUUCAAGCAAUGAAAGUGCAGAUGUUAGCUCAGGGGAGGUGUAUGAAGGCGGUAAUGAAGGUGGCUCAACAUCUGGUGCCAGACGGGAAGGUCGGAAUACGAGGGGCUCGGUCACAUUUGAAGAAAGCGGUUCUCUACCAUUCCUUAGCCUAGCACAAUUUUUCCUACUAAACGAAGAUGACGAUGACCAACCAAGAGGACUCACCAAAGAACAAAUUGACAACCUAGCGAUGAGGAAUUUUGGUGAGAGCGAUGCUCUGAAAACCUGUAGUGUGUGUAUUACCGAGUACACGGAAGGCAACAAGCUCCGUAAAUUGCCUUGUUCGCACGAGUAUCAUGUCCACUGCAUUGAUCGCUGGUUAUCAGAAAAUUCCACUUGUCCCAUUUGUCGCAGAGCAGUCUUAGCUUCUGGUAACAGAGAGAGUGUUGUCUAAAUGAGAUCUGAAUUUAUGGCCGAGCAGCUAGUGUGAUAGUGAUGGGCAAAGAAGUCACUUCCUUUAUGGCCACUUUUUGAGUGGUACCUCAAUGUAUAGUAAUGACUUGGAGUGAAUCUUCCCUCAUGAUACCAUUUUCUCUCGAUCUAAAACAGCAGAAGAUUUCUUUAAUUAGCGUUUUCAAGUUCUAGACAGUUUGGGUAUUAAAUUUCACUUGUCCAAAGACAUCUACCCGCUUAAAAAUAUUUUUUUCUUUGUGAAGAGUAUUAAGUUCUUUCCCCACCCAGGCCCUGCCAUCCCAGUCCAAUAAACAUUUUGUCCUCAAGAUUGUGCUUACGAGGAGUUCUUUGAGAAGUCGUCCCAGCUAAACGUACAUGAGUUGUAGAGGAAUUUUUGCAAGGAAUCCAACUAUCUGAAAAAAUAAUACGAACUGAAUUGCACACUUGAACAUAGUUUUAGUUUUCAUACUGGGUUAAUAUUGGACAUGGCUGUGUAAAUAACACUAAUGUUAGCCCUUUCCCCAUCACUAUGGCACGCUGUAGGAUGAGCUGUUAGCUUAAUUGGGAUAUUUAUCUUGUUGUGGAAAUAUAAGAAUUGCCUAUGCUUGUUUAAAUAAAAACAAAAAAAUUCUGUUUUAAAAUUGUAAAGCUUUUUUGUAGAAGCUCAGUACUUUUCCAAUGCACUGUUGUACUAACGCAUUAAGAAUUAAAAUUGUACCAUGCUUAGAAAUCAAGAAUGCUUUUCAUACAAAACCCACCACACAGAGAGCAAACGAAAUACAAGAGAGCUGCUUUUGUAACUGUGUACCUGUCAAGAGCAGUGCAUAUCUGUACUAUUUAUGUGAACAGCUACUGUAAUAUAAAAACAGUUGAAUUAGACAUCUUAAUUGCAUUAAAAAAAUGGAAAAUAAAUGUUAUAAUUGCAGUGUUUUGGCUUAGUAAUGCCACCAAAAAAGACGAUAAAAAUUAGAAACUGUUCUAACGGCUGGUUAUUUCUUGGUAUGGUUGCUAAUAUGUAAUAAUACAAACCGGUCUGUACCAGUUCAUUCAGUGAGGUUUCUGCCCAAUUUUUCUAUCAACUUUUGCUUUAAAUUUUUGAGGCAAGUCUGUGUAACUAUUCAGCAGACCAGUAUUGGCAGUUUGUUUGUGUUUUUGUUGUUUUUUUUUUUUUUUUUUUUUUUUUAAUUCCCCACCAGCUUUAACUAUAUUGGUAACCUCUGGAUCUGUUGAGUGAACAUGUUGGUAUAUUCAUGUUGGUAGCCUGUGACUCAAAUGCCACAGAAAAAUAACUUGUAUAUUAACUGGAAAACAGAUUAUUCGUGUGUUAGGUUAAAUUUUAAAAUUAUACUUGAUUAUGGGAAUACACUUAAAUGUGUAGCCGAUUCUAAGAAUAACAUUUAAAAAACCUGACAAACCCUUUAUACUCCUACUGGACAGAUUAAUUUACUUUUAAAAUUAGGUGCAUGGCAUAUUGAAAUUGAGAAUUGGAGAAUGUACCUCAACUCUCAUCAGUGUCAGGGGAAAACAUCCUUCACCCUCAAUAACCCAUUCUUUGUUUUAUUCUCUAAUGAUUUUUUUUAUUUUUUUUUUCCUAGCUUAUAUGUGCAACAGGGGAAGCAAUGUUUAUUUCGACUCCAGGGCAGUAGUUAUGAAGGGAUAUGAACUGCUCUUGGUGGCUAUAUGGGAAAUGUUGCUUGUUCCUCAGAUGACGAAACCGAAGCUGGCCUAUCUCUUUCUCCUAAUUAAAACACAUUUUUGGUGUUUUAUAGUGGUGGUUGCCUAAACAAUAGUCUCUGCUCUAAGCCAUUUUAACAUCUCAUCAGCUAGUUAAGGAUUCCACAGUGUCCCAAAAUUCCACAUUUCUUCUACAUGUGCGUUUUGCGGUGUGUGGUUCCGUGGGAAACCCCGACUGGCUGUUGAGCUUGCUUUCCUCCUGGUGGGACACGCCAUCGUGGCAGAGGGGCGACGUGUGUUCUCUUUAGACAGAAGAAUAAGUAAGCUAAUGUUUUUAAAUUUUGCCUUCUGACAGGCAUCACUGCAAAAUUGGAAGUUAGCUCUUAAUUUCAGGUGCUGGACUCUAUGCCAAAAUUUCCUCAACAAAAUAACACUUCUGAAUUUCUUCCAGUAGCAUUCACAUAGCAUAUACAUGCUAUCGCAUCGUGGUUUACGGUAGCUUCACUGACUUGCUGGAGUGUAGAAUUAGAAGGAAAAAAAAACCCUCUCCAUGUGAAUACCAUGUUAGAUUUUGAAAGUCUGAUGUACAUCUCUGAGGACUAAGGCUGGUGAUCAGAAAGAAAGGAGCCCACUAGUGCUAAUUAAUGUGAAGCACAGCUGUGGAACUGUCAUUCAACGUAGCUUUCUUUUUAAUGUUCUGAGUUUCCAGUAACUGUUCGCAUUGCUAGAAUCAACUUUACAGCUUUAUAAUAGUUUAAUAGUGGCAUGCCUUAACAUUUUAUCAUUCUGUAACAAUAGCGACUAAUAAAAUGUUGGAGGUUUCCCAGAUGGUAUCAAGAACAAAUAAUUUAACCUCAGUUCAGGAGACUUUGAAUGUUCUCAGUAUUUUAUAUGCCUUUUCCAACGCUAAAGGUGCCGGGGGUUCAUUGUCUGAUGUCUGGAGGAGUUGGCAGAAAUUAAAUUGCUGAUACAGCAAAGACCUUUUUAUGUAGCUGAGUCAUCUGUCAGCCACUGUGGUAAUUCAAUUUCUGUUCUUUUAAAGUUAGAUUGGAAUUGGGAAAGGCCAAUAUUAACACUUCAGUUGCUAACAAAAUAUGAAAGACACUAAUUAAGCAAGGUUCACAGUUAGAAUAAUUUACAGUUUAUGAAUCCUUUUGGUAUUGAGCAUUUGUACUUAGCACUUCCCUCAAUUUACACUUUCUUGGGAUUACAGGAGGGAUGCGGCCACUGGACUGGUGCUUGUAGCCAUAUGAAGGGUUAAAAUGGCCAGUUUUGUUAUUUUCAGAGGCUUGAUGGUGCAGAAAUGAUGAGUCUGAAGAGGCAGCCAGCCUUCCUGCAGCAGCUGCCUGGUUCACAGUGCCACCGUGUGGGAGCCUCUCGGCCGCCUUCAAAGCCGGGGUCACGGGCUCCUCGCUUGGAGCAGCAUGGUUUCUUUUGCAUUGAAGGCUGGUGCUUUAUUUUAUUUUUGAAGGAGGUUCCUUGUUAUUGCCUGCCUCGGUAGUUAUCACGGUGUUUUUUUCAAACUGCAAACCACCCAAGCUCCCCCUGUGAAUAUCUGUCUGGUGUGUGAGCUUAAUUCCUUUUUGACAGGACAGACCUGUACCCACAGGACCUCUCCACACAGCAAUUAAAGCAGUCACGAGGCCAAAACCUAGAAGAACGCACAGUAUUUUUUACUUAAAAGUGUGUUUGAUAGUUUAACUCCGAUUGUGAACCAACACAGAGUUCUGGGUGCUUGCAUUUUUUUUUUUCCUUUUUUAAUUGGGAUUUAUCUGUUAAAAGACUGUGAAGAGUUAUUCCUGGAGUUUGUUAGAUUUCCCUUUCACGUGCACUUUUUUAUUUCUUUGAACGAGUUGGGUUUUUUGCAAAGAACUUGUAGGCAGUUAAUUGACUUGGUUUUAAAAUGAUUUGAUUAGUUUAGGUACUGCAUGCCUAGAAAUUACUCAAUAAAAGUUUAAAGGCAUUUUGUAAGAAGUAUGGAUGUGCAGGCACAGCAGCUGCACUGACAUGAUACUGUACCGGUUUUGAAGGAGCCAUAAUUGUCCAUUGUGUCAACUUGCAAGCGAAUGGGUUUCCCACCAAAGUUGGCACAAUGGACCAUAAUGACUGUCAUUCCGGUUUCCUGUCACUUGUCUGGAUUAUGCAAAUGUGGAGAGUCCAAAGGACUGUUUCCCUGGUAUAUCUGCAGUCGAUGUUUAUCUAGACAUGGUUGCCUACCCAGCGAGGAGGUUCCCAGUGGUCUCACAAUAAUGAGGGUCUAGUGGGAAGAUGAGCAAAGCCGCCCAUCGGUCUCUUGACUUUUAGCAGUGCGAUGGGGGGGUUUCCGAAUCUCCCAGCGUGAUCAUCACCGUCACACCUCAGUACAAAGCUUCACCCUGUCGGCUUAGCUGCAGCCUUAGCUUUAAUUUGGGAUCCUUUUCAUUAAUGUGUACAUUCGUGUUAACUGUCCGAUGUCUCGGUUUUCUCACCGGUCAUCCUUGCUCCUACCGCGGGGGCUCGCGUGGCUUGAGUAAGGGUACGUAAGCGAGCGUGGGGCUGAGGCAGUCCGCAGCCGCGAUGGAAAUGUCUGCCUGCUCCUCUGCCUGCUCCCAGGAGGAGGUGCCUUGGAUGAGGGUUGGCUUGGAGCCACGGUAACAGAGUUUCUAACGAAUUCAGAAAUAUUUCCAACCCUUACAUACACUAGGUUUUUUGUUUGCUUAUCCUUGACUAGGGAGGGAAGAAGGAGGGUGAAGAGGGAAUCAAUGGUAACUUACCCAAAGUACAUAUAAGUUGUGUUGUGUUAAAAAAAAAAAGAAGUUUGAACCUGUUAUACCAGGGCUUCCCAACCUCUUUUUGAUAUGAGGUAUCUCUUUUUUUUUUUCUUCUUAUUCUUAUGGGGAAACAUACCAUUGAAUUUGUUUUGAUUGUUUUAUCUGGUUUUGCUCCCUUAAGCUAAAAUACCCGAGACCCCUUCCUGAAUUUCACUAUCUGCUAGAAAGGCUGCUGGUUGGGAAGCCCUGACUUCAACUGAGAAUGUAACAGUUUUCUUUUUUUUUCUCUUUUUUUUUUUUUUUUUUUUUUUUUUUUUUUUGUACAGUGCUUUACAUCUGUUUAUACGGGACUUGUUUAAUACAAAAUGGUACUCUGAGGUCAUUGGACAACAGUUUGACCAGAUUUGAUAGCUAACAUUUAGGAGGAGUUUGUUCCCUAUGUAAGAUGUCAUAAUGCAAAUUUAAAUAGACUCAAUAAAAUGCAUGAAGUGUU